Sorghum bicolor (sorghum) is the source of this 2267-nucleotide messenger RNA. RefSeq names its product laccase-4. The transcript has 6 exons. NCBI's taxonomy places the organism in Eukaryota, Viridiplantae, Streptophyta, Magnoliopsida, Poales, Poaceae. Gene Ontology annotation, cellular component: apoplast. Gene Ontology annotation, molecular function: hydroquinone:oxygen oxidoreductase activity; copper ion binding. The record is from RefSeq and is a predicted model, not a curated record. Gene Ontology annotation, biological process: lignin catabolic process. The coding region runs from base 263 to 2002 and encodes 579 amino acids.
GUCGACCAUGUAGAAAGCCUAAGAAAAUGGCGGUGGUAGUUGACAUACUACUAGCACAUUGCUUGCCAUGCCCUAUAUAUGGAGAGGGGCCUCUGGUGGCUGUCCCAACGCACACACACAAACACAUUAUUCCUCCAUCUCCUCGAUCGCCUGGCCGGCCGUCUUGGUUGCCCUCUAGAGCUCGAGAGCAACUCAAGAUAUAGCUAGCUAGCUGCUCAUCGGAGUCUAGCUAGAGGUUUAACCAUCAGCUAGCUAGCUGGCCAUGGCAAUCUCCUCUGCUCUUCCCUGCUCCCUCCUCAUGGCGGCCCUGAUGCUCCUCGCCUCUGCCGUCGAAGUGCAAGGCAUCACGAGGCACUACGACUUCAAUGUGACAAUGGCGAACGUGACACGGCUGUGCGCCAGCAAGAGCAUCAUCACGGUGAACGGGCAGUUCCCCGGCCCCAAGAUCGUCGCGAGGGAAGGCGACCGCCUCGUCAUCCGCGUGACCAACCACGCCCAGCACAACAUCUCGCUGCACUGGCACGGCAUCCGGCAGCUGCGCACGGGGUGGGCGGACGGGCCGGCGUACAUCACGCAGUGCCCGAUCCAGACGGGGCAGAGCUACGUGUACAACUACACCAUCGUCGGGCAGCGCGGCACGCUGUGGUGGCACGCGCACAUCUCCUGGCUGCGCGCCACCGUCUACGGGCCCCUCGUCGUCCUGCCCAAGCUCGGCGUCCCCUACCCGUUCCCGGCGCCGUACAAGGAGGUCCCCGUCAUCUUCGGUGAGUGGUGGCUGGCGGACACGGAGGUGGUGAUCCAGCAGGCGCUUCAGCUCGGCGCUGGUCCGAAUGUCUCUGACGCCCACACCAUCAACGGCCUACCAGGACCGCUCUACAACUGCUCUGCCAAAGACACGUUCAAGCUGAAGGUGAAGCCAGGGAAGACGUACAUGCUCCGCCUCAUCAACGCGGCGCUCAACGACGAGCUCUUUUUCUCCAUCGCCAACCACUCGCUCACCGUCGUUGAGGUCGACGCCGUCUACGUCAAGCCCUUCACCGUCGACACCCUGGUGAUCGCCCCGGGCCAGACCACCAACGUGCUCCUCGCCGCGAAGCCGUUCUACCCGGCCGCCAACUACUACAUGACCGCCAGGACCUACUCCACCGGCCGGCCGGCCACCUUCGACAACACCACCGUCGCCGGCAUCCUCGAGUACGAGUACCCCGACGCGCCCUCCGCCGCGGCGAGCUUCAACAAGGCCCUGCCGCUCUACAGGCCGGCGCUGCCGCAGCUCAACGACACCAGCUUCGUCGGCAACUUCACGGCCAAGCUCCUCAGCCUCGCGACGCCGGAGUACCCGGCGGCGGUGCCGCAGACGGUGGACAAGCGGUUCUUCUUCACGGUGGGGCUGGGCACGCACCCGUGCCCGGCCAACACCACGUGCCAGGGCCCCACCAACACGACGCAGUUCGCGGCGUCCGUGAACAACGUCUCCUUCGUGCUCCCGACCAAGGCGCUGCUGCACUCGCACUUCGCCGGCCUGUCCAGCGGCGUCUACGAGUCGGACUUCCCCGUGGCGCCGCUGGCGCCGUUCAACUACACGGGGACGCCGCCCAACAACACCAACGUGGCCAACGGGACCAAGCUGAUGGUCAUCCCGUACGGCACCAACGUGGAGCUGGUGAUGCAGGGCACCAGCAUCCUCGGCAUCGAGAGCCACCCGCUGCACCUGCACGGAUUCAACUUCUUCGUCGUCGGCCAAGGCUACGGCAACUACGACCCGGUGAACGACCCGCCCAAGUUCAACCUCGUCGACCCCGUCGAGCGCAACACCGUCGGCGUGCCGGCCGGCGGCUGGGUGGCCAUACGCUUCCUUGCCGACAACCCCGGGGUAUGGUUCAUGCAUUGCCAUUUGGAGGUGCACACAACAUGGGGCCUCAGGAUGGCAUGGUUGGUGCUUGACGGCAGCCUCCCGCACCAGAAGCUGCUCCCGCCGCCGUCCGAUCUUCCCAAAUGCUGAUUAGACUCCCUCCCUCAGCUCUCUAUCUCUCUCCUGCGCCGGUCGCUUCAAAGGGAAUUGUGAAUUAGACUUGAUCACAAAUGUUGAUUUUUUGUUUGUUUACUUUCUUCAUUGCCAAUUGCAAUUCUUUCAGCUUCCAUUUAAACUAGUCCGUUCCUAGCUGACCUGGACUUUUUGUAAUCUUUUCUUCUAUUUGUUUGCCACCCUCUGUAAUGACAAAAUGUUUUUGGGAGAAUAAAGAAUGGCGUGACUUGCACCAGAUCCA